ACUCUUUGCUAGUGUAGAAAACAUUUUACAUUUAAUAUAUGAAAGUUCAGAUGAUGGAAUUGAGAAUAAAUAUAGUGGAAUUGAAAACAAUAUAGAAGGCGAACUUGGUAUUGAAUAUGAAAAGGAUACUGAAGAUAAACCUGGUACUGAAAGUGAAAAGGAUACUGAAGAUGAACCUGGUAUUGAACUUGAAGAGGACAUUGACAUUGUUAGUGAAUCUGACGAUGCAUCUGAAAAUACUAAUAAUUAUCAACGUAGGCAUCUACCUUUAAUCCGCAUUAAAAUAUACUGUGGAAAAACAUUUGGAGCUUGGGAAGAAUGUCAAGAGGCAUUAGAACAUUAUGCACGUCAAAAUAACUUUGUGAUUAGAAAAAAGCAUAUAGAUAAUAGCCGUAAUCCAUGCCAGCGCACUUGGGAUUGUGAACGAUCUGGUAAAUAUGUCUCACGUAAAACUGCUCCACCUGAAAAGCAAAGAAAUAAGGGUUCAAAAAGGAUUGGUUGUCCUUUUUUGGUGAAUGCAUGCAAGAGUAAGGGCCCUAAUAAUGAAACUAUAAUUAAGUUGACAUCGAUGAAUCUUGAACACAACUAUCUGUUGGUUCCUGAAAAUGCUAGUUUUGCUACUAGCUAUCGAAAACUUACCACAGAAAUGAAGAAACUUAUUGAAAACUAUGUCCUUUGUAACAUUGAUGUUUCAUCUCAGAUUCGGUUACUCUGUGGAUUAUUUCCUGAAGCCACAAUUGUGGAUUAUGAUGUGAAAAACUACAUGUAUAAGUUUCGUCGUACUCAUGAUAUACAGGAGUGUGAUACUGCAAAGCUUUUUCAGCAUUUUGAAAAAGAGCGUACCAAGAACCCUGAUUGGUAUGUUCAAUCGUUAAUUGAUCCAGAAUUAAACAGAUUACAAGGUGUAUUCUAUAUGACUCCUGAACAAUGCAAACUUUGGCGCCGUUAUGCAGACAUUAUUUUAAACGAUAAUACAGUAGCAACCAACAUUUAUAAACUCCCAUUAUGCAUUUUUGCUGUUAUUGAUAAUAAUUUCAAAUCACAAAUUGUUGCACAGACAAUAUUGCCUGAUGAAACAAGAGUUCAGCCUGGCGCUUUUAUGAUUGAUGCAGAUCCAGGGCUUGAAAGUGUUGUUCCUGAAAUAUACCCUGAUACUUACUUACUUCAUUGUAUCUGGCACAUUGGACAUAACAUUGAGAAGCAGCUUGUAAAGCUACUUGGUGAUCAUUAUACAGACUUUAUUAAAGCAUUUUAUCAAUCAACUGAAUAUCUACUUAGACAGCUUGAUCCACAUAAAACAACCUGGGCAAAAGCAUUUACAGAAGAACAAUUUGCUAGUCGGUUUGCGGCUUGGCAUGAAAAAACAUCAUUAUAUAUGAUACCAAGUGUCACUGGACGACUUUUUCCUGAUAUAUAUAAUAUUCUGCAUAACAAAAAGAUUAAUUUUGAGGAUCCAUAUAAUUUAACAUUGGAGGUUGUUGAUAAUGGGCCAAUUGAAUUUGAGUAUGACUUUCGUCAGAUACGUUUUAAUGAACUUCUUGAGAGAAUCGAUCAUUCCUUAGUUGCUGAGGUUUGGGAAGUUCGAUUAAUAGAGCAUAAAUCGAAUGUUGGACAAAAUUUUGAAAAAGCUUAUUUUCAUAUUUCUCUCAUUCCAAGACGUUGGUACAAAGAUGAAUUUAUGGAUGCAGUGGUUGUUGAUGAGCCAUUUCUUAGAAGAAAGUCAUUAGAAAAGAACACUGCAGCAAAAGCAAUUGGCCGUAAACAAUUGAUUAAAGGAACAUUGCUUGGGCUUGCUUGUAAAUGCGUAGAAGAACUAGACAACAACCAAAUUGUAGAAAGCGAUCAAGGUACAGAGAGUAAUCAGGAUACAGAAAGUGAUCAAGAUACAGAGAAUGAUCAACAUAUAGAGAAUAAUCAAGAUAUAGAGAAUGAUCAAGAUAUUGAAACUAUAUAA
This is a messenger RNA of Dentiscutata erythropus, 1954 nucleotides long. NCBI's taxonomy places the organism in Eukaryota, Fungi, Glomeromycota, Glomeromycetes, Diversisporales, Gigasporaceae. The record is from the annotation of a GenBank genome assembly.